AUGGUUGAUUUAGGUUCAAAUUUUUAUGUUCAAGCAAAAGUACCUGAUACUACUUAUAUUUAUGUUAACGUUGGAUUUGGAUUUCAUCCUCAACUAACAUUGGAUGAAGCAAUCGAAUUCAUUGAUAAAAAAGAAAAAACGUUACAAAGAAAAUCUGAAAAAUACACUGAUGAUAUAGCAAAAAUUAGUGCACAUAUCGCAAUGGUUCAUGAAGCCAUAGCUGAAAUUUUAUAUUUACAAAAAGGUGAAGAAAUACCAAAACGUGAUGACCUAUUUAUAUAG
Molecule: messenger RNA, 282 nt
Organism: Entrophospora candida
Lineage: Eukaryota; Fungi; Glomeromycota; Glomeromycetes; Entrophosporales; Entrophosporaceae
Source: the annotation of a GenBank genome assembly